Didymodactylos carnosus is the source of this 1350-nucleotide messenger RNA. Lineage: Eukaryota; Metazoa; Rotifera; Eurotatoria; Philodinida; Philodinidae. The record is from the annotation of a GenBank genome assembly.
AUGACAUUAUGCUGGAGAAGAAUUAAACAAAGACAACUUGACAACAAGACAAAAUCACGAAUGAUUGAUUCACAAUAUCAAGAAAAAUUACGUUCAUGGGCCGCUAAACAAUUGAAAACCAGCAAUGACACGACUAAAUCUUAUCAACCAUUAAUAUCAGACUAUAAUCCCAAACGUCCAAGAAUAUUAUGUGCUGACACAGUUUUCUGCAAUUCGACAUUGAGAAGUGCUUUUGAUGAAAAUACAAGUGAUAUCAACGAAGAAUAUGAUCAUAUAAUAAAAAGUCGAAUUGUUUCGGAUCAUCAUCUCAAUAACGAACAUGCAACAAAACAAAAUUUAUUGUCAAAACCGUCAUCGAUAGAAACAGCUGUACAAAUGAUUAAACCAAUCGUUGACAUUAUAUUUACAGCAUUUGAACAGCAAUUAAAAUCAACCAAUUCAAAUCAAUGGAUAGAUAAACUGACUGAACAAACAUCAAUAAAUGGAGAAAACGCAAAGCUACUCUUACCAUCCACUGCUUCGUCAAUAGCGAUUUCCAAAUCCAACUCUACGCGUUAUAAAACAGAACAAAACAAGAUAAUAAAUGUUAGUGGAUCGUAUGCAGUUUCAAAUAUCAAUAAUAGCUAUCCAUCUAUGGAAAGACUGCCACAUUAUUCAAGUGGCGCACCUAUAGAGAUUAGCGAAACAAAAAUAAAUUCAAGAACAAGUAAAUUUCAAAUGGUUGAAGAUGCUAAUAGACAAAUCAUCAUACCGGAAAUACCCACUAACUUUUUUAUCGUUGAUACACGGUUUCCCGUUCCUUAUUAUCCAUCAGUACCACGAUUAUACAAUAAUUACAAUUAUAUUGUACCAUCGUAUUUUCACCGUUCAGCAGUGUUGCCGUACAUGCAAUUCCCACAGCAACAUCAAACGUAUAAUAUGAAUAUUAAAUCAAUGGCGAAUGGAAAUAGAUUCACUGAACGAGAACACUUAACACCAAUAUUAAUGCAUAUAGUGACGUUCAAUAUCUACUUUAAUCAACAAACAUCGAGAAAAAUUAAAGAAAAGCAAAAAAAUAUCAAAUUGGCAGUAAAAAGACAAAAUCUUAGUGAACAUUCUUUAAGAAAGAUUCAAUCCUAUAUAAGUUUGGAACAAAAAUCACAAUCAUUAACAAAUUUAAGGACCAUAAACGAACUACAAACUACGCCGUUCGAUCAUAGUAUAUCUAAAGAACAAUCCAAGUUGAAAAAUCCAUGUAAAUUCAAAAGAUUUCUUCCGUCUGAAAGAUAUGAAAAUUUUUGUCAAAAACCACAAACCAAAUUGUUAGCAACACUGGCCGCAGUUGUUUUAUGUGCCAUAUAUUUUCUGUGA